UCAACGACAACAUGGCCAUGCGUUCGGAGAGUGAUUUUGGAUUUGUUGGAACUAUUACAGACGACGUUGAUGUUCCCUUAGCAUCGGAGAGCAGUGACAAUGAAGAUGAGGUACUUCCGCACAGAAAAACAAAAAAACGAAAAAACAAACAUUCAGAUUUCUCCACUGAUUUUGUAUUCAAUGAGAAGAGUUCUGCUGGUGAUUUAUUAGAGAAGGAAUAUGGACAGGUGUUCAAACAGAGGGCUUCUGCUACAUCAUUGGAUGAAAAAAUUGCCAAGAUCAGAAGACAGAAAAAGAAGGAGCAAAAGUCUGAACAAUCUCGGUCCGAGAAGGAGAAUGAAGAGAUGGGUGCUGAGCAGACGAAUAAUAGUGUUCCUCCGGGAGAAGAUGAAGAGUCCAAUCAGGAAGCAGAGGAAAGCGAUCAGCUAGAGUCGUCCGAUUCGGAGCUAGAUGAGAAGCCUGAUACAUUAAAAAUGAAGCAAAGAAAGGGGAAACAGCCUGUGGAAGAACAACCUCAGCAGACUAUAGAAUAUGAUUCGGAGGAUGAGCUGGAAAAGCAAAGGUUUUUUGAGGAUGCACCGCCACUGGAUAACACAUCAUCAUUCCAGGAAAUGAACCUUUCUAGGCCAUUAAUGAAGGUGGAUUGGAUGUAAGAUCUCAGGAGGCCGCGCUCCGAUUGGGCCCAGAUGUCGUUAUCGCAACGCCAGGGCGCUUGAUCGACCACCUGCAGAACACACCUUGCUUUCAUCUCAGCAGCAUCGAAGUUCUCAUUCUUGACGAAGCCGACAGGAUGCUGGAUGAGUAUUUUGCUCAGCAGAUGAAGGAGAUCAUUAAGGAGUGCGCUGUGAUGAGACAGACUAUGCUCUUCUCUGCCACCAUGUCAGAUCAGGUGAAAGACUUGGCUACAGUAUCCCUCAAGAAACCAGUGAAGAUAUUUGUGGAUAGCAAUCGAGAUGUAGCAUUCGGCCUGAGGCAAGAGUUUCUCAGGAUCCGUGCGAAUCGAGAGGGCGACAGGGAAGCUAUUCUUGCAGCUCUCGUGAGCCGGACGUUCCACGACCACUGCAUGGUGUUCGUGCAGACGAAGAAGCAGGCGCACCGGCUACACGUCGCUCUCGGCCUGCUCGGCUGCACCGUCGGCGAGCUGCACGGCAACAUGUCGCAGCCGCAGCGGCUCGACGCGCUCGCGCGCUUCAAGGAGGCGCAGCUCGACGUGCUCGUCGCGACCGACCUCGCCGCGCGCGGCCUCGACAUCGCCGGCGUCAAGACCGUUAUUAACUUCACGAUGCCCAACACUGUGCAGCAUUACAUACACCGUGUCGGACGAACAGCACGCGCCGGCAAGAGUGGAAGGGCUGUCUCAAUGGUUGGCGAGAGUGAGCGGAAAAUGUUGAAGGAGAUUGUUAAACGCGCACGGACUCCUGUGAAGAGCAGGGUGGUGCCACAAGAGGUGAUCAACAAGUACAUGAGAAGGUUAGCAGCAGUGGAGAGUGACAUUGGCCAGGUGCUUAGGAUGGAGACGGAGGAGAAGGAGAUAAAGGGAACAGAGGCACAGGUGCACAAGGCCGAGAAGCUCAUAAACCAGAAGCAGGAGGUUGGCCGCCCGAAGAGAACGUGGUUCCAGACACACAGAGAGAGAAUGGAGGAGCAAGAGAGGGUAAGGUUGGGAGAAUACAACAAGAUGACAGCAAAGAAAAAGAAGCUUUCGAAGGAAGAAUUGGCAAAUAUGAGAAAGAAGCUGACACCAGAAGAAAGGGUGGAGCUUCAGCUCAGAAAAACUAUGGAGUAUCAAGCUCGGAUAAUGAAACGAGACCGGAGACCAAAGCGAAUCAUAUCCGCUGCAGAAGCUACCAUAGAUGAUUUGUCAUCAAAGAAAAGCAAAAUUGGUAAGAAAAAGAAAAAGCCAGGGGAACAAAAGGGAUCGGAGCAGAAGUCUGCUUUCCAUCAGGACCUGACGAAUGUCUCCAAAAAGUCUGUCAGCAAACUGCGUGCAGGGCCUUCAUACAACGAAAAGAAGGAAGCUGGAAUGCUGAAGAAAAAGACUGGUCCUAAAGGAACGUUCAAGUCAAAGAGCCGGUACAAACGGAGAUAGCUGAUUGGUGCGUGCUGAAAGAAAAAACUGUUAUCACGGACAUCAAUUCAUUAUAAAUCACGUAAAUGCGAAAUUUCCUGUACAUAAAGCAUCAGGUAAAAAUAAAUUGUAAUACUUUAUUACAUUAGGUCA
Molecule: messenger RNA, 2221 nt
Organism: Priapulus caudatus
Lineage: Eukaryota; Metazoa; Priapulida; Priapulimorpha; Priapulimorphida; Priapulidae
Product: probable ATP-dependent RNA helicase DDX27
Molecular function (GO): RNA helicase activity; nucleic acid binding; ATP binding
Source: RefSeq, a predicted model, not a curated record